AUGUUGCUAUUUCCAUCGUGGAGACCCGAACUGCACGAGGGUUGCAGAGUGCCCAGGUGGAUCUCGGCUGAGGGAAUCGCGUCUUACGUAGCCAGGCCUGUUGCCUUACCAGCUCUACCGCGACAGAUUGAAGACGGCGAAUCGUGCGGAAGUUUGUCUCCGGAAAGGCAAAAUGAUUCUGGAUCGGACAACGACUGCAUUUGCGAAUGGAGAGGCUGCGGCGCAAGAUUUGACACCGUCACGCGAUUGUCCGCACACGUAGCUAGAAACCAUGCGCACGCGCACGCCGACGGAUUCUUCUACUGCUGUUGGAAGGGAUGCACGCGUUCGGAACGAGGAUUUAAUGCAAGAUACAAGAUGAUAGUUCACAUGAGAAUUCACACAAACGAGCGCCCGCAUACGUGCAAUCAAUGUCAGAAGAGUUUUUCGCGAGCGGAAAACCUCAAAAUACAUCUACGCUCGCAUUCCGGGGAAAAACCGUACGUGUGUCCAUACGAGGGUUGUGGUAAAGCCUACUCAAAUUCCAGCGACCGAUUCAAGCACACCCGCACACACAAAGUGGACAAGCCAUACUGCUGCAAAGCCUUCGGUUGUAACAAACGCUACACGGACCCAUCGAGUUUAAGAAAACACGUAAAAGCCUACAAACACUUCACCAAUGAAAAGGACAGUCCAAAACGAGAAACAUCGCCACCGCAGAGAUUUGGAAGCUUAUCACCAAUGCGAGAAUAUCUACCAAUCCCUCCAACGUCCCCCCAGGACGAUAGACUAUUAUCGCCUACCUUCUAUCCCCCAGUGCCUUCAGAACCAUUUCGAGCACCGUUGAACUACAUGACAAUGAUGAACCCAGCUUAUAUUCGACAUGUAGACAACGUCUAUACUAGAGAACCUUCGCAAGAUACUUUUGCAGAAUACUCUAAAAUGUACGACCAGACUUACAGGCACUAUUACACUGUCAGUGGCGAUUAUCCAAUUCUAAAGCCGAUGGUUAAAGAGAAUUACACUUACGAGAAGAGAAUAGAAGAUGUAUCAAUGAGCGAUCAGGUCGAGUAUUUAGAUACUGCCAAAGAUGAAUACGAUGAAAACGUGCCAUUGAAUCUGAUGUGCGCUAAGCGAUUGGAUUGUAAACCAAUCGAACCCCUAGUCAGAAACACGGAAUUACCUUUAGACCUAAGCACGAAGAACUGA
Molecule: messenger RNA, 1188 nt
Organism: Leptosia nina
Lineage: Eukaryota; Metazoa; Arthropoda; Insecta; Lepidoptera; Pieridae
Source: the annotation of a GenBank genome assembly